AUGGUUUAUGAGACUAAAAUAUGGUUGAUUCUGUCUCUUCUCUUCGGGGCAAGCUACAUGCAACAUUUUGUCUAUGGAAAACCCCAAGUACCUUGUAUUUUUAUCUUUGGUGAUUCUUUGUCUGAUAGUGGAAACAAUAACAAUCUUCUUACAGCUUCAAAAGUUAAUUUCAAGCCAUAUGGCAUCGACUUUCCAAAAGGCACAACUGGAAGAUUUACUAAUGGACUAACAGCAAUUGACAUCAUUGGUGAAAUAUUGGGAUUUGAGGAUUUCAUCCCACCCUUUGCAAACAUUGGUGGGUCAGAUAUAUUGAAAGGUGUUAAUUAUGCAUCUGGCUCUGCUGGAAUUCGCUAUGAGACUGGCAAACAUUUGGGAGUUAAUGUGGAAUUGGGAUUACAGUUACAACAUCACAAAAUCAUAGUUGACCAAAUUGGUACCAAGCUUGGAGGUGAUCAAAAAGCUUCACAAUAUCUUAAUAAGUGCUUGUAUUAUGUCAAUAUAGGCAGCAACGAUUUUAUAAGUAAUUAUUUCCUUCCUCAAUUCUACCCAACAAGACGCAUCUAUAAGCCUGAAGAAUAUGCUGAAGAUCUUGUUAACAAAUUAUCUCAAUCUCUAAAGAUUUUGCGUGAUGUUGGGGCAAGAAAAUUUGUCGUAUUUGGGGUAGGUCCUAUUGGUUGCACUCCAAAUGCCAUUGCUAAUCAUGGAUCAUGUAUUGAAGAGCAGAAUGAUGCUGCAUUCAUUUUUGGUACCAAACUUAAAUCUCUAGUUGAUCAACUCAACUCUCAAUUCACUGAUUCCAAAUUCCUCUUUAGAAACAUUUCAUCAGACCCAUUUGACACUUCACAUGGUUUUAAAGUAGUGGAUGCUGCUUGUUGUGAAUUGACAUUGAAUGCGACGUGCACUCGUGAUAAAACUCCAUGCCAUAAUAGAAAUGAGUACAAGUUUUGGGAUGGAUUUCAUCCUACAUCAGCUACCAAUAAGCUCGUCGCAUUCAAUUCGUACUUUUCUUCUAAUCCAAACAUUGUUUACCCAAUCAAUAUUCAACACCUCCUUCACUCAUCAUAAA
This is a messenger RNA of Cicer arietinum (chickpea), 1066 nucleotides long. RefSeq names its product GDSL esterase/lipase At1g29670-like. Gene Ontology annotation, molecular function: hydrolase activity, acting on ester bonds. The record is from RefSeq and is a predicted model, not a curated record. NCBI's taxonomy places the organism in Eukaryota, Viridiplantae, Streptophyta, Magnoliopsida, Fabales, Fabaceae.